Molecule: messenger RNA, 2238 nt
Organism: Polyodon spathula (Mississippi paddlefish)
Lineage: Eukaryota; Metazoa; Chordata; Actinopteri; Acipenseriformes; Polyodontidae
Gene: rnaset2
Product: ribonuclease T2
Exons: 11
Coding region: 401-1153 (250 amino acids)
Biological process (GO): RNA catabolic process
Cellular component (GO): extracellular region
Molecular function (GO): ribonuclease T2 activity; RNA binding
Source: RefSeq, a predicted model, not a curated record
GUUUUCAUCUUUUUAAAUUGAAUUUAUCAUAUUUACAGAUAUUUAUCCUAUGCAAUACAUUGUGAGAUGUAUCACGUGAUCGUGUGCAAUUUGUUUCCUUCACGUGACUCAGUUAGGCGCAGGCUCCUUGUUCUGGUAGGAUGUUGAAAGCCAUGUUAUGGUAAAUGCAGUUCACAAGAACAGUCAAGGGAUUUACAGAAAAUGAGUGAGAACAUUGAAACUUUCACAUGCGCACAUAAGACAGCAGCACCAUAACUCAGCAAGUGCAAGCGAAUAAGAACGAGUAUAUGCUGGUACCUGACAUCCACCACAACCAGGUCGCGUAACAGCAAACUCAAGUGAACAACUGGUUAAAAUCUGGUAAAGUGAAAAUACUCAGGAAAUCUCUAUUUGGACUAAAAUGGCAUCCUUAAACGUGGUGACAUUACUGUGUCUUGGCCUUGUUGUCUUGGUUAGUUCUUACCCGUCGUUUCAGAAACAUGAAAAUCAGUGGACAAAGCUGAUUUUGACUCACCACUGGCCUAAGACUUUGUGUACGAUGGAAGAAGUUAGUUGCCAAACUGCAGAUAAGUUUAACUACUGGACUUUACAUGGGCUCUGGCCUGAUAAAGGACAAAGCUGCAAUAAGUCCUGGCACUUCAAUGUGAAUGACAUCAAGGAUCUAUUACCUGAAAUGGAGAACUGGUGGCCUGAUGUGUUGCAUCCAGGAAGUAAUCAGUUCUGGAAGCAUGAAUGGGAAAAGCAUGGGACCUGUGCUGCUGUCACAGAAUCAUUAAACUCUGAGAAUAAAUACUUUGCGAAAGCACUGGAUCUUUACAAAAAAGUAGACCUUGAUAGUAUUCUUAAGAAGUUUAACAUUGUACCAUCUUCAAAAUACUACAGACUGGACGAUAUCAGGAAUGCUAUUGGCAGUUUUUACAACGUAAAACCAAAGAUCCAGUGUGUUUCUCCUUCACAGGGAGAGGAAGUACAAACUCUGGGUCAAAUUGAAAUCUGCUUUGACAAAGAAUAUCAACUGAUAGACUGUGUGGAAUACGAAGAGCAGCUGUUUAACAGUACUGAUGACUUUGCCUUUGAAUCAGCUGUGCACUCUGACUUUUCUGUCUGUGAGGAGUCAAUGCCGAUAUACUAUCCUCCAGCUCAUGAGGAAUAAUAGCAGUUGUUGUAGGCACUACGGGGUAGAGUUAUUAAGCUUUUGCUUAAAUGUUGCCUUUUUUCUGAAACAAAUAUAAAAUCAUGAACAAUGAUUAAUGAUUAAACAAUGCAUAAUGAUAGUAUUUGUUGCACUUGGAUUUUAAUAGUUUGGUAACACUGACUAUGAUUUUCAUUUCAAACAGCAUAGGAUAAACUAGCAAAAACUAAGAAAAUGUGUGUUCUGAAUUGAUUACCAUGUAUACUGGGCGAAUUGUAACAAAAGGUUAAAUAUAUUGGGCUGCAGUUUAUCUUUGUCGGAUGUCUUGCUGCCACAAAGCUUUUAAAAUCGGUUGAUCAGGCUCCAGUGUGGUGUCCCAAUAAUCUAGUACAUGACUUGCAAGUCUUGGUGUACAUUUAGUGAGUCAAGACAACAAGUGCUGCAGAAUUUCGUUAUUUAAUCUAUUUUGAGGUUGUGACGUUGGGGCAAAAGAACAGCAUGCAGUGUUUAAUACUAGCAGCAACAGUGGUAGUACAUUAUGGGACAGCAAAUCCACUGUACUGUCCUCCAAAAUAAUUCCCUAAACCAUGCUGGCCAAAACCACCACAGUCGCUCUUUUGUCAUAACUCUUAACUGCUGCACCCUGACUUGCCUGAGAUCUGGAUUAUUUCAAAUUGCAGUUGUUCAGAACACUGGAAAUUGAAUAAGUGAUAAGUAAUGAGGUUACAUACAUGUUUAAGCAAUAAAUACUAACAUUGAUCACAUUUUCCUUAACAUUGAACUGUAUAUUUGUAGAGAUGGGGGACAUUGCCAAAUAAUUAUAUUUAAUUGAUUUGGUGGUUUUGAUUUUCUUUUUUUUCUUUUUUUUUUUUUUUUUUAAGUGGGGGUGAGGGUCUUGUCUUGUUUUUCCUCUGUAAGCCACUUGUGGUUCAAAAUUCUAUUAUUGUUCUAAAUUGUUUGUAAAACAUGAUCCUGUUAAAGCAUUUUGUAUCUGUUGUGUGGAAGUUUAUAUCCAUGGUACUUUUUACUGGUGUUUUAUAUCUGUUUUGUAUACAUUACAACACAUUAAAUGUUUUUGUUUACUAUUAAAACAUUUCAAUUUCAAA